CCAAACCUCAUUCUUCUUAAACCCCCGAAGGUUCUACAUCAAUGGCCCUUUUUCUGUCAUCAUCCUUCUUCAACCCUCCGCUUUCUUCUACCAACAACCAAAACACUGCAAAUUCCCGUCCAAAAACUGCACAAAUCAGUACUGUUAGUGCCGUACCUUUAUGUGUUCCAUCUAUUUCGUCUACAUCGUUACCUGUAACUCCAAUUCUGAAACUCGACAAAUACAGCUCUGAUUACUCUCACCUGUUUCCUUCACUUUCAUUUUCCAAUAUUCUCUUCUUUAAAUCAGCAUAUAAUGUUCAGGUUAUAGCUGGGGAACACGAGCCGGAAGAGAAACUCAUCGGCCGCUUCCGCAGGGAGGUUUUCAGAGCUGGAGUUAUCCAAGAGAGUAAACGCCGAAGAUUUUUUGAAUCUACUCAGGAAAAGAAGAAAAGGAAGUCUCGUGAUGCUGCCAGACGAAACCGCAAAAGAAGGCCUCAGCCAAAAGCUCCACUAGGGGAUACACAGGAAACUUUGAAGGAUGAGGGUUAUAAAUCUGAUGAAGAUAAGUGGGACCUCAUCGACGUAGAAUCACCCUAUACAAGACCUUAACCAGCCAUGUGAAAACCAAAUGGUCUAAGAACAAGGUUUCAUAUAUCAGUUUUUCCUCAAGUACAACGAGCUGCUGCAUAUUCUCGCUUAUUUUGCUUACCUGGCUAUAUCUGCAAUUUGAUGUUUUGUGUGAGUCAACACGAGUAUAUUGUCGUAGAAAACACUAGUUUUGGCAUAAGGGUUUCCCUAAUGUUUCUCCAAGUUCAUACUUAUUAAAGAUCAAUGGAAGGUUGCUGUACAUCUGAUUUUAGAUUUUGGUGCUGAUUUUGCAAUAUGUGGUGAUGGUUCCUAAGAGGAUAUUGGGUGAACCCCAACAUUUGUUGUUCAAUUUCUGCCACUCAUUUGUUGCUGCAACUAAUCUUGGGAUUGAGACUGUCUAUC
Molecule: messenger RNA, 971 nt
Organism: Solanum stenotomum
Lineage: Eukaryota; Viridiplantae; Streptophyta; Magnoliopsida; Solanales; Solanaceae
Product: 30S ribosomal protein S21, chloroplastic-like
Exons: 2
Coding region: 42-590 (182 amino acids)
Biological process (GO): translation
Cellular component (GO): ribosome
Molecular function (GO): structural constituent of ribosome
Source: RefSeq, a predicted model, not a curated record